AUGGAGAUCUCCAAGUCAGAGUGGGGAAGGUUGGGGGAGCUUGGCCUGUUCUGGGCAGUCAGAUUCAGCGCCUCCCUUCCUGACCUCCACCUCGACAUACCCUCCCCCAACCGCACCACCAUCGUCGCUCUCAAGCAUCGCAUCCGCGAGCGCCUCCAUUCUUCCAGCAAAGACAGUAAAGAUGAAACAACCGCCAAAGCGGCCCGGAGCCGCCUCCGCUUCAUCCACGCCGGCAAGAUUCUUCCCGACACCGCCGUCGUGAGCUCCGUUCUCCGACCGCCACCGCCGCCGCCCAUGGUCAUGGACGCCAAGGGCAAGGGGAAAGCCGUUGAUCGUCAGCAUCAGCAGCAACGUGUGUACGUGAACUGCAGUAUAGGCGACGAGCUCACAGACGAAGAAUUAGCCACCGAGGCAGCAGCCGCGGCGUUUGUACCUGCCCCCGUUGGAUCCGUCGAUUCCAACCUCUCGGAUAUUGGUUCCGGUGCCGGCAGCGGGAAAACCAGCCGCACCACCGGCCUUCAACCCUCCUCCUCCUCCUUGUCAACAGGAGAAUCCAGAUCCCGGAUCAACGCCUCCGCCGGCCAAGCAACGACAACAACAACAACAGACCGCAACCGCCCCCGUGGCUUCGACCGCUUUCUCUCCGCUGGCUUUACACCCGCAGAAGUGAACCAGCUCCGUCUACAAUUCACCUCCAUCCAAGCCUCGCGCUUUACUCCCGACACCAUGCCGUCCCCUGAUACUUUGCGAUCCAUGGAGGACGCCUGGAUAGACAACAACCACGGUGGCGUCGGCGGACCGGGCAUGGUAGAAAGCGAUGACGGCAGCGGGUUGGUUCCGGAACCAAUAGGUGCCGAAACGGAUGGGUUCAAUGGCAUGGUGGAUACGCUCGUCAAGGGCAUGUUUAUUGGUGGUCAGGAUCCGCUGGUGAGGUGGAUUGGGGACGUCUUUAUGGAGAUGGCGCAUUGGGUCGGAGCGUGGGACUUCUGCCGGUUCGUGGCUGCAUUUGGCAUCAUGUCCUGGUCUAUCUACAGAUUUGCUGGGGGGAGGGUUCAGGAGUGGGUAGAGGAAGAAUGA
Neurospora tetrasperma FGSC 2508 is the source of this 1077-nucleotide messenger RNA. RefSeq lists its product as uncharacterized. Gene Ontology annotation, cellular component: Dsc E3 ubiquitin ligase complex; endoplasmic reticulum. The record is from RefSeq and is a predicted model, not a curated record. Lineage: Eukaryota; Fungi; Ascomycota; Sordariomycetes; Sordariales; Sordariaceae. The transcript is spliced from 3 exons. Gene Ontology annotation, biological process: protein processing. The coding region runs from base 1 to 1077 and encodes 358 amino acids.